This is a messenger RNA of Dicrocoelium dendriticum, 1175 nucleotides long. Lineage: Eukaryota; Metazoa; Platyhelminthes; Trematoda; Plagiorchiida; Dicrocoeliidae. The record is from the annotation of a GenBank genome assembly.
CAUGGUUAGUAAAUUCGCAACUGCCUCUGAAAAGGUUUUCAGAUUCAAUAAACUUAAGGAUAAUUUUGACAGGGUUCAUGAGUACCUACGUGUCUCGUUGACCGAAGCAUGUAACUUGAAGUGUUCAUAUUGUCGGCCGAUUAAUUUACUAUCAUGUCCGAGCAGCAAUGCUAUCUCAACAAGCCAUCUACUAUUUCUCGCCACCUACUUCGUACAUCGCGGUGUGACGAAGAUUCGACUGACCGGAGGCGAGCCGCUCUUGCGAAGGGACCUCGUAGACAUUGUCGAAUCACUGGACGGUAUCAGAAAACGGAAUCGGACGUUGAAAACACUGUGCAUGACUACUAAUGGAGUGGGAUUUGCCAAGAAGGCCAAGGUCUUACGGGAUUGCGGUCUUGAUUCUGUCACCAUCAGUUUGGACAGUCUGAAACCGGAACGAGUGCAGAAGUUGACUGGGUACCCAGUGUUUAAAUCAACCAUAGCUGCAAUUCACAGUGCAUUGGAGCAAGGAUAUUCCCCCGUUAAGGUGAACUGCGUAGUCAUGCGUGGCUUUAAUGAGGACGAAAUCUGCGAAUUCGCCAAACUCACAGAACAUUUGCCACUUGAGGUUCGCUUCAUCGAGUACAUGCCAUUUGGUGGCAAUCAAUGGGAAUGGAAGAAACUUGUCAGUUUUGAUGAAAUGCUCACGGCAAUUCAACAGACGUAUCCAGAUACCAAAAGGCUGCUCAGAUCACCAAGUUCUACCGCAAAAUUGUAUCAGAUCAAUAACUGGCCUGGAACUGUUGGGUUCAUCACUUCCAUGACUGCCAACUUUUGCGCUGGAUGCACUCGGCUUCGCCUCACUGCGGACGGGCAGCUCAAGGUGUGCCUUCAUGGUAAGGAAGAAAGUAAUCUGGUGCAGGUUGUUAAAGAAGCUCAAGUUGACUCAAAUAUUAUGCGAUCCUUUCGCGUCGACGGAUUGGCUUCAUGCACAGGUCAGGAGCAGCUGCAUCCAUUGUUUGACAGCUUGAAUGCGGUGGUGAACUCAGCAUUGGCAGGGAAAAGAAAGCAACAUGCGAGUCCGCACGAGCUAGCUGCAGCCGAAAACAGACCGAUGAUCCGCAUUGGAGGCUAACCAAUUACGCUGCGCAGAAAGCACCGGAUUCAUCGUUAAACUGUUAAUUUGCGUGUUUGGC